Oldenlandia corymbosa var. corymbosa is the source of this 993-nucleotide messenger RNA. The record is from the annotation of a GenBank genome assembly. Lineage: Eukaryota; Viridiplantae; Streptophyta; Magnoliopsida; Gentianales; Rubiaceae.
AUGACGAACUCUGAACAAGGAACACCGGCGACCAUAUCGGCGCUAAAUUGCAUAGACUUAUCCAGCGCCGACGUUCAAACCUCCGUUUCGCUCCUCAAACAGGCUUGCUUGGAUUCAGGGUUCUUUUAUGUCAUUAAUCAUGGAAUCAGCCCUGAAUUUAUGGACGAGGUCUUUGCUCAAAGCAAAAAGUUCUUUAGUCUAUCUCUUGAAGAGAAGAUGAAGCUUUUGAAGAAUGAAAAGCACCGUGGCUACACGCCUAUUCUAGAUGAACAUUUGGAUCCAGUCAAUCAAGUACAUGGAGAUUACAAAGAAGGAUAUUACAUAGGUAUUGAAGUACCCCAGGAUGAUCCUGAUGCAGGAAAACCGUUUUACGGCCCAAAUUUGUGGCCUCAGGCAGAGAUUUUGCCAGGAUGGAGGGAAACUAUGGAGAGAUACCAUCGCGAAGCCCUUGAGGUUGGAAGAGCUGUUGCAAGAAUCAUGGCUUUGGCACUUGACUUAGAUGAGGGAUUUUUUUAUCAGCACCAAAUGCUUGGGAAACCUAUUGCUACUUUGCGGUUGCUACAUUAUGAAGGUCGAAUUUCUGAUCCAGCAAAAGGAAUAUAUGGAGCCGGCGCCCAUACUGAUUUUGGUUUACUUACCCUUUUGGCCACGGAUGAUGUCACCGGUCUUCAGAUAUGCAAGGAUAAACAUGCUGAGCCACAAAUUUGGGAAUAUGUAUCACCUUUAAAAGGAGCAUUUAUUGUAAAUCUUGGAGAUAUGCUGGAGAGAUGGAGCAACUGUGCUUUUAGGUCAACGCUUCACCGUGUCUUGGGGAAUGGACAGGAGAGAUAUUCUAUUGCAUACUUUCUGGAGCCUAAUCAUGACUGCAUGGUUGAGUGCCUGCCAACCUGCCACUCAGAGGAUAAUCCUCCCAGGUUCCCACCAAUAAAAUGCGAAACUUACAUGGUUCAACGGUACACUGAUACACAUGUUCAUCUUAGUGCAUACAAAUGA